UGAUGUUUACUGUAGAAAAGUGACUGUUGGAAAACUUGUUCAGCUGCCAAGAGAAAAACAACUGGACUUUCCGACCUAUUGGAUAUGCUGACUACUGGUGGCUGAGUUCAUGCACUAUGACAAGGGCUAACAUUUCAUAAGUCUGUUAGGACCAACAAUGAAAGAGAUGGAGACAGGCUCUCAUCAGUCUGAGUUGGACUCAGAACCUCAGGAAAUUCAAACAUACCACAGAUGUAAUAUUGUGGCUUUCCUGAAGAGAAACACUUUUGUUGUUCUCACAGUUACAGCUGUUGCAUCAGGAAUUGGCCUGGGCUUUGCUCUACGACCCAUUAACAUGUCAGACAGCGAUAUAAGAUACCUAAUGUUUCCUGGAGAGCUGCUGAUGAGAAUCCUGCAGAUGCUGAUGCUUCCUCUCAUCGUUUCAAGUCUGAUAUCAGGCCUGUCGUCUGUGGACAGGAAAGCUUAUGGGAGAAUUGGUCUGAGGGCAUUUUGCUACUACAUGCUCACCACACUUAUUGCUGCAUUCACUGGUAUAGUUUUAGCCGUCAUCAUCCAGCCAGGGAACUGGUCCAGGAACACCUCAGCCUCCUCUGGUGGUAGAGCGGAGGCUGUGCAGAGCGUGGACGCUUUUCUAGAUCUAAUCAGAAACAUGAUCCCCUCAAAUCUGGUUGAAGCUUGUUUCAGAAAGUUUAAAACUGUUUAUUCCAGAAGUGUUUCUACAGGAAUUAGUAUCACUGAGGCCAGUGUUAACAAUUACACUGUACCAGUGCCGGGCUCGUCAGAUGGUAAUAAUAUGUUGGGGCUGUUGGUCUUCUCUGUUGCCUUCGGCCUCAUUCUGGGCAGCAUGGGGUCACAGGGGAAACCUCUGAGGGAUUUCUUUGACUGCCUUAAUAAAGCUGUUAUGCAUCUGGUCAACAUAUUCAUCUGGUAUUCCCCUGUAGGAAUCCUCUUCCUGCUGGCAGGGCAGGUUGUGAAGAUGACAGAUACAGUAGAGAUAGGCCGGGAAGUUGCGAUGUAUGCUCUCACUGUGAUAGCUGGCCUGCUAAUUCACAGUUUCCUCACUCUGCCCCUCAUCUAUUUUGUUGUCACAUGGAAGACUCCCUUCAGAUUUAUGAGCGGUGUCCUGCAGGCUCUCGCCACUGCCUUUGGGACUUCAUCAAGCUCCGCAACCUUACCUGUAACUCUCCACUGCAUGGAGGUAAAUCAUAGCAUGUGA
Messenger RNA from Paralichthys olivaceus (Japanese flounder), 1216 nucleotides. Lineage: Eukaryota; Metazoa; Chordata; Actinopteri; Pleuronectiformes; Paralichthyidae. The record is from RefSeq and is a predicted model, not a curated record.